UAUAUACACUUAUUAUAGGUGUCCCUUAUUUACAUUUAAUAAUCACUCCGCUCUUCUCACAUACUCUUCCACCGAGGGGCCGCGGCCUACAGUUUGGGAAGCACUGGUGUACACACUGAAUUACAUGCAUUUUACAGCACAGGAAAUGGUGGAACUGAAAUGUUACAAAACCCAUAAACCCAAGACAUAUAAAUUCUGUUCCUUGAUUCUCUUGUAAUCAGAAGAGUCUCUGGUUCCAUUAUGAGCACCUCAAGACUUUCUGAGAAAAAUGAAGGCAAGACAGCUUCUGAACGUCCAGUGGACAUCAGUGACUGGAACAGAGACCAUGUGAGACAAUGGAUGCUCGCGAUACAAAUGGAUAAAGGAUAUGCAGACAUUUUGUACAAUCAGGGACUGAAUGGAGCUGGUCUUCUCCACUUGAAGGAGGCUAAUCGUUUAAUGCAAAACCUACCAUCAAAAGCAAAAGAACUGAUUUUUCAAAACAUAGACCUUUUGAAAGACAAGACUGAAAAGUUGAAUGACAUGGUGGCUCAGUCGUGUAGCUUAAAGCCUUACCCUUUCAAUAGAUAUGAUGCUUCUUACAGGUACACAGAAAACAGCAUUCUAGAUGUAACUGAAACUGGUCCUAAAGACCUCAUACAACCGUGCCAUGAAUUCAAAGGCUUCACAGACACACCAGGGGAGUACAGAAUGGAGAAAUACACCUUUGAAGUCAUUCGAUUCGCAGCAGCAUGUAUGAAUAGUCGCUCAAAUGGCACCAUUCAUUUCGGAGUGGCAGAUGACCCACAUGGACGAAUUCUGGGUGUUAGCGUCCAGAAAACAGAUCAUUUCGAUGUACAGCAGAAACUUGCAAUUGAAAGACAUUUCAAAGAAAAGAAAGCUCUGAAAGAAAAAAGAGCAAAGAAUGUUCAAAUAGCAGAAAGAGAAAGAGAUGUUCACAUUGCAGAGAGUGAACAAAAUGUUCAAAUGGCAAAAAGGUGCAUCAAACCCCCUCGAUUUGUUGAAGUUCUCAAAGUUGACAUGACAUUCUCAGGAAAAUAUGUUAUUGAGGUAGACAUUGAGCCAUCCUCCAUUGUCUGUCAAAACGUCUAUUUUAAGACUUUUGAUGUCAAACAGAAUACAAGCAAGUCCGAUGAUGUGGUCAUAAAUGACAACGCUAAAAAUAAGAAAGGUGGCGAGACUUUUUAUGUAAGAGAUGGCAGCAGCAGCGGCAACAAGCUGGCGGAGUAUGACAAAUACGUUAAGAGCAAUGCACAGUUGUUCAAGGAGAGGAAGGAUGCUGAAGAAAAGCAUCGCUCUGUUGUCAAAAUCCAUGCACAUGGCUCUGCAUUGAGUGAGAUGAUAACAGGAGGGACACAUUCUAUGGACAGCCCACGUUUUAUGUCGUACAUUGUGGUGGCUAACAAGUCUCAUCCUGUUCAGCAUGAAAACCUUGGUUUCCUUCUUGGUAUGAAUCUAAUGGCCGUUUUGGAUUUUGAUCCACAAUCUGCUGAGAAUGGCUUGAACAAGCUUCUCAAAGAGAAGAGAAUGUUCAAUGAGCAUUUACCUGUUCAGUAUAAAGAUACGGGUGCAGUUGUAGACAUCGCAAGCAGCUUAGAGCUGACUAAAAUCACAAGCUGGGUUUUCUGUAACGGAGGCAUUAAUGGGGAAACUCCCUCAGACGCGGAUAAAUGGGGAAAAGAGAAAAGUUCCUCUGUGCGUGAUGUAGUUUCUUUCCUGUGCCGAAACGUCCUGCCUCGCAAGAAACUUCUUGUCAUAUUCUUGUUAUUUAGUCAGGUGAGCGAAGCCAGCGAUCCCUUGUUUCAGACCUUCGAAAUGUUUCAUAAGGAGCUUAUGGGACAAAACCAAAUCUUAUGCAUGAGUGACAAUGAAACAUCGUACACCUACUGGAAUGAUCUCAUCAAGCAGCAACAUAAAUGUGACAUUUCAAAACGCAUUUAUGAGCUAAGUUUGGCUGAAAUCAAUGGAACCAUCCUCAGUCUGUGGUCAGAUAUGCGCAAACUAAUACGGUUUCUGCCUAGUUGUGGUGGCAGUAAGGUUGCGCUAUUCAAGAAAACCGAGGAAUUCUUACAUAUGCUCAGUAUUCUUUGUGUGAACCAAUGUGAUGGAGGACAUCAUGACAAACAGCUUCACGAGGAGAACUUUGAUAAAGGAGGGAAGGCAUCCUGGUGGAACUUCUACUACUCAGAACAGCCUGGGUCAGCGUCAGUCAUCAAACGUGACAAGUUAGACUACAUUGUAAACACUAUAAUUCAAAAUAUGUUGAAUCAGAAGAGAGCUUGUGUGUUUUUCAACAUCUUCCAUGCUCAAGGCUGGGGUGGCACUACAUUAGCCAUGCAUGUUCUAUGGACACUCAAGGAGAAAUUCCGCUGUGCAGUGCUGAAAGACACAACAGAUGAUUAUACUGCUGCAGCCAAACAGGUAGUGCAGCUAUUAACAUACAAGACAAAAGAGCAACCUACACGACUUCCUGUUUUGGUCAUGACUGAUCACUUCCAAGACAUUCUCAAUGUACUAACACUCCAAAAACAAAUUGAGGAGGAAUGUUUGGACCAGCACAUUUUUUCAAAAUCUCCACAAGUCAUCAUUGUCAACUGCAUGAGAGUUGAUUCAUGUGAACCAACUGAAGGAACUGGUGAUGCAGUUUACAUUCCACACUAUUUAUCUGACAAUGAACUAAAGCUAUUUGGGGAAAAGAUGGAGGAGUUUAAGAAGACCAACAGAAACACUGAAACAUUUUACGUGUCCAUGAUUGUGAACAACUUUUCAUCUUACUAUAUUCAGCGUGUUGUGAAAAAUAUCCUGAAGGACUUCAACUUUCAAUGUAAGAAUGCUCAACUUUUUGCUAUUCUUGUCCUCUUGCAUAUCUACUCCAAGAACGCUUUGCUGUCAGUCUCUACAUGUGAAGAGUUUCUUGGUCUGCAAACAGAAGCUGAAUUGCGUAGGGUUGAAGAUGCAUUUGAGAAGUUUUCUUCUCUUUUGAAAAGAUGCACAGUUUUUUCCAAAGUGACCUUUGAAGGCAUGCGGGUGAUACACUCAAUAAUAGCUCAACGUUGUUUGGAAGAGCUUUCUGCUUGUCAUGGAUUGACAAAAGCACAAAUUGCUAACCUUCUGCUCACAACUGCCUUAUUUUAUGAGAACACUCUGGAAAAACAAAAAUUCAUGCAGGAUGUUCAAGACAUGUUGCUGAAGAGUUCACCCAAGAAUGAAUUUUCACGUCUUAUCCAAGAUAUAAAGAAGGAGACUCCAGGGAUGGAAGAGACUGUUCUACUCAAUGCAGCAGAGUGCCUCAAGAGUAAAGCCAUGCACAGGCCUCAAAUAUAGACCCUAGUCCGGCAUUGGCCCAAGAUGUUCAGGCCCUAGCCCUUCAGCUUAUCAUAAUUACCCACCUGAGCCUGUCGUUUUUACCCCCUUCUCCCAAAAUAGCUUACUACUGUUUCAGCUAUUAAAAUAGUUCAGCUUUGUAUGUAAUGUCAAAGUGAUUAUAUUUGGUUUC
Molecule: messenger RNA, 3496 nt
Organism: Carassius carassius (crucian carp)
Lineage: Eukaryota; Metazoa; Chordata; Actinopteri; Cypriniformes; Cyprinidae
Product: sterile alpha motif domain-containing protein 9-like
Exons: 4
Coding region: 241-3324 (1027 amino acids)
Cellular component (GO): cytoplasm
Source: RefSeq, a predicted model, not a curated record